This is a messenger RNA of Cucurbita moschata (crookneck pumpkin), 2241 nucleotides long. RefSeq names its product cyclin-A2-2-like. Gene Ontology annotation, molecular function: cyclin-dependent protein serine/threonine kinase regulator activity. Gene Ontology annotation, cellular component: cytoplasm; nucleus; cyclin-dependent protein kinase holoenzyme complex. Gene Ontology annotation, biological process: regulation of cyclin-dependent protein serine/threonine kinase activity; mitotic cell cycle phase transition. The transcript has 12 exons. The coding region runs from base 534 to 1979 and encodes 481 amino acids. Lineage: Eukaryota; Viridiplantae; Streptophyta; Magnoliopsida; Cucurbitales; Cucurbitaceae. The record is from RefSeq and is a predicted model, not a curated record.
GCAGUGUUAUUUUUUGUUUUGAUAAUCGGUUCAUCUAAUCUCUCGUGCUCAUUUACGAGUAUUUAUUUUAUGCGUUUGAACGUUUGUUUGGUUGUUUUAGCGGUUUCGAAUCUCGGACGGAUAAUGAUUGUUGUGGACGUUUCGAUUUAUUUGUUUUGGUGCAUGGCGUGGAUCUUCAAUGCCGAUUUCUUUUGUAUUUAAGUCUAUUUGGAAAUCUAUAUUGCGCUUGAUGAUUUGGCCUUCGUCUGGCAGUUCAAAUCCGGCGGAUUUUAGAGGCUACUGUAUGAUUCCUUGUUGUUGCUUCCAUGUUACUCGUUUUGGAGGGAAAUUUGAUUUCUUAAGUUCUUGGAAGCGUGCGUGAUUUCUCUUCCCUAUUUGGCUGGCAGCGAUAUCGAGAGGUCUUGUAUUGGUUGGGUGGAUGGAAGGAGAGAAGAAAUAGGGAGUUUCUUACGGUUACGAUACGAAAAUAAACGUUCAAUGAAAUUGAUUUUUGAUCUACUGUAAUCGACCGCUGGUGUUCAAAGCAGUAAGAAAUGAGUACGGAAAACGUUGCUUUUGAAGUUGAAGAGUGCUCUGUCCGGAUCACAAGGGCACGGGCAAAAGAGCUUAGCGAAUCAGGAGGCAUUCUAUGCUCCUCAAAAUCUUCUGGAGUUCAGAAGCCACUUCUACGAGCUAACUCAAAAAGAAUGGCAUCUGAUGAUAUUAAGAUUUGUUCAAUCUCUUCCAAUGGCCUUCCUAUUAAAAGAAGAGCAGUGCUCAAGGAUGUGACUAACAUUUCCACCAAAGGGUCUGAUAAGAAUUGCGGCAAUGCUUCUAAUGUUCGGGGUGCCAAACCAACUAGAAGAGUUUCUGCGAAGGCUAAGGAAAAUGCACCUUUAAAUGUUUCUGUAGGAGCAGAAGAAGAUGCAAACACAAGAUUAGCGGAGGAUUUAUCUAAAGUAAGGGUGGUAGAAUCACAAGAGGUCUCUUCACGAGGAACUUCAGACAAAAAAGAGAGAACAGUGCAAGCCAUGUGUCCCAAUAGCAGAGACUGUGGAGUUUCAGAUAUUACUCUCUCUGUAUCUUCAGAUGAAUCUGUCCCUCAGCCAAAUGAAAAAAAUAUGGCACCUGAACAAUCGGCAGCAUCUAAGGAUAGAGGCAUUAUAAACAUUGAUUCGGACUCCAAAUGUCUUCAAUCAUGCAGCAUAUAUGCUCCAGACAUAUAUGACAGGAUACGCGUGGCGGAGCUUGAUCAAAGGACCUCAACAAACUAUAUGGAACAGUUGCAGCAAGAUAUCACUGAAAAAAUGCGAGGAAUACUGAUUGAUUGGAUUGUAGAGGUCACUGAAGAAUAUAAGCUGGUUCCAGAUACACUCUAUCUCACUGUGAAUAUUAUUGAUCGGUUUCUCUCGCAAAAUCAUAUGGAGAAAAAACGUCUGCAACUUUUAGGUGUUGCAUGUAUGCUAAUUGCAUCGAAAUAUGAGGAGAUCUGUGCACCGAGAGUGGAAGAUUUCUGCUUCAUUACUGAUAAUACUUACACAAAAGGAGAGGUAGUAGAAAUGGAGAGUGAAGUUCUGAACCAACUGCAUUUUCGUCUAUCUGUUCCCACUACAAAGACAUUUCUAAGGAGAUUCAUACAAUCAGCUCAUGCUUCUUACAAGGUUCCUUGCACUGAACUUGAGUUUUUGGCCAAUUAUUUAGCUGAGUUGAGUCUUGUUGAAUACAGCUUCCUAAAGUUCCUUCCUUCUCUGAUAGCCGCAUCAGCCGUAUUUCUUGCGAGAUGGACACUUGACCAAUCAGAUCAUCCUUGGAAUCCAACUCUAGAGCACUAUACAUGUUACAACGCUUCUGAGCUGAAAACUGUAGUGCUUGCCCUCCAAGACUUGCAACUUAACACCAGUGGUUCCUCGCUAAAUGCCAUACGUGAGAAGUAUAAACACCCCAAGUUCAAAUGCGUAGCGAAACUAACAUCUACUCGAUCGGUUCUAUCACUAUUCUGAAGAACAAGAAUGAUCCUUUUCUUCCCAAAACACCACAGGAGGAUGUCUUAUCUUUUGAGUUGAUCUGCCAUUCUCCUUCUAACCUCCCCCAACUGUGACGGAGCUAAAAGAACAGCACAUCCUUUUUGAACUCAAUGACUUGGAAUGGAACCACACUUCCUCUGCACUCUCUCUGGUAUCUCCUCUCUCUGUGUAAUCUUAUGCUUCUUCUAAUGUCAUGACUUGUACAUUAAUAUUCCCUUAGCUGAGAAAAUACUUCAUU